UCGGCUCUCUUCGUUCGGUGGAACAUAAAAAUAAAAGAGGUCCGCUAUAUAUUUUUUAAAAAAACUCCAUCAAACACCCCUUAACGGAUAAACAGACAAAUUGAAAUAAGUGAAUUAGUUAAUAAUUAUCAACUUGUGUGUAAGACUCGGACAACCAAACGUGCGCCGCCUCCACGAUCUCCACUUUUUCACUCUCUCUCUCUCCAUUAUCUGUAACAUCAUCAUUUGAUUGAAUUAAUAUCAUUCGGACUGAUAAUCAUUCUCCCCCUCUGGUCUCAUGGUGGUAGUUACGGGAUGAUGAAGCUAAGACAAUGUGCAACGUACAAAUGGGGCUCAUGAGGCUUGAUUCAGGCCUCCCCCCCACUGCGCUAGGUCUUAGAGGAUGCACAAGCUAGCCAAGGGUCUCAAGAAGAAAAAAAAGUCGAAGAAGGGUAAGAAGGGAGCUGAGGAGGACGAGUUUGAUCCAGAGGAGCUUGAGCGUUAUCGGCGUGAACGGGCAGAGGCCCUCGAGAAAGCAGCACUAGAGUCAACUGGUGAACAAGGAGCUGCAGCUGGCUCCGACGAGUGGAAGAAAUUCCAGGCCCUAACAGCUGGUGUUGAUGAUAUCCUGAAGAAGACCCAGGGUGAUCUAGAUCGAAUAAAAUCCACUUCGUUCUUCCAGCGGGUGGCCCCUGUCGUUGAAGAGAAAAAGCCUGAAGAAGAUCCUGAAGUAAAGAAGAACCGAGAGAGACGGUACCUCGGCUUCGACAAGGAGGGAAAUCCCAUCGAGCAGGACGAGACAGACGAGGGAAACAAGAAGAAAGAUCAGUUGACUGUUUCAGAGGAGGGAUUUGUCGAAGUACCGGAGGAUGAGGAUGAACAGGAGGACUCUGAAGAGGAAGACAUCUUCGAUACAACUUAUGUUGACGUUCUCCAGAAUAUCGAUGUUCAACUAGCUUACAUUCCUGAAUCACCAACUGAGGAAGAAGCUGGUGACGAUCCGUUUGACACUACAAACGCUGACAAAGUUCUCAAGACUGUUGAUAAACGUGGUAAGAAGGUUGUGAGCCUUGGUAACGCUGUUGAAGUACUCUCCGGACGUAUUGAUCACGUGAGUACGUGUAAGAUAUCAAGGCCCAGGAGAGUCAAAGCCCAGGAUCUCCUUUUGGGAGAUGAUGAUGAUUUUGAUGGUCUUGAUGUAACGCCGGAACCGGUUGAGGUUGAGAAGUCACUCCUCGAUGAUGACACCGAUCUUCCGGAUGUGCCUAUUGAUUUGACUAAUCUGCCACCAGUUGCCAAUUUACCACGUCCAGCUCCAGAGGUUGAUGCUGAAGCAGAGAAGCCUGCUGAGGUACCACUCGACAUUUCCGAGUUCGAGGUGCUAAAGGAGAAGACAAUUCUCGAAGAAAUCCCGGAUUUGGAUGACGAUUUCGAUCUCGAUGGACCGAGUGACGAACCCGUGCGAUUAGAGGAGGCAGAUGAUCCAUUCGCCGAGAAGGAAACUGGAGACAUUGUACCUGAAACUGAGAUAAUCGAGGUCAGUUUUGAAGCAGCGACAUUUGUCAACGAGGACGAUCCCUUCGACACCGGUUUCGCUGAGAAUUUGAUACCCGGUAAAGCCGAGUUGAAGUUCAUUGAAAAAGAGCUUGAGGAAUUACCAGAGGCUGAGGUAUCUAUUUCACUGACGGAUCCUGCUGGUCUCAGGAGGGAUUACGAGACUGGUCUUUUAACGAGCCAACAAAACACCACUUCAUUCGCCGCUAAGAAAGAUCUUCUCGGUGGUUCCACAACUGAUCUCAGUGAGCUUGUGGAACAACCGAUCGCACCAGUGGAAGAUAUCACCUACACUGAUCCAUUCGACACAUCUGGAAUCCAAGAGCUUCCACCGGGACAAGCUGAGCUCAAGUACCUGGAGAAAGAACUCCUCGGUGACAACAGCCGUCAGCACGUUGAUAUCCUCGACGACGACGACUUUGAUCCACGUGAAGGAGAGACACCAGCACCAGCUCCAGUCGAACCGGCCAAAUUCCAAGUGCAGUUUGAUACAGAAGAGGAAGACAUCGUUGUUCCCCCUCAGGGAAGAAAACCAUCCCGGCCCGAGGCUCUGGGUCUUGCGCCAACUAAAACCGUCGCCUUUGAGCUACCAACACCCUCCCAACGUCCAGAUUUAUUAAUAACUGGAGACGAGGAGAAAUCAAUAGCCUCGAAGCCAUUAACACCGUACUACACCCAAAAGUCACUCGAAGACGAGCUUCCUGAGGACGAGAAUUUGGAAGAGGCAAAUGCCGAUCCCUUCGACACGAGUUUCGUAUCGAAAGUGACUCCUGGCAAGACUGAGCUCAAACUCAUUGAGUCAGAACUUCUGAAGGAAGAAGCCAAGUUGACUCACAGCAUCAGUGACUACGAAUUUAAUCCGAGAAGUGAACCAGAAUUGGGUAGGCGUCAGAGUGACUUCGGGCCCACGACACUUCGCCCUAAAAGUUUAAAACUAGGUGAAGCCGACCUUGCGCUCAUUGAAGACACCGAGGAAUCUAAAAAUGCGUUCGAGGUGAAUGAGGCUGUCCACAAGCGAAAAAAAUUCGAGUCAAAACGACAAGAGAGUCUUCUGGAUGCUGAGGUUGCAGUUGAUGCUAAACCACUCACUCCAAGAAUAGAAUCCAAGGUCAUCGAGGAAGAAGAGGAAAUUUCGUACGUCGAUCCUUUCGAUACGUCCAUAGCCAGCAAUAUUUUACCGGGCAAGGCUGAGCUCAAGCUCCUCGAGAGCGAGCUAAGCCAGGUGUCAGCUCAUCCCAUCCCUGUGAGGAUCAAUAAGAUUGACCUUAACAAGGUAUCAGCCCCACCUCUGCCAGUUCUAGACGACGAGGACGACUUCGAUCCACGCGCUGGUGAAAUCAAAGAGACACCAGAUUUCUUAUCCAUCGACGAUCAAAACUCGGGGGAUAAAGUUCUCACACCUCUCCAGAAUUCUCAAUUAGAGGAUAUAGAUCCCUUUGACACGAGUUUCGCUGCUAUUGCGCCCGGUAAAACAGAACUGAAACUACUCGAGUCUGAGUUGAUGGAGAAAAUAUUCAAUAUGGAUUCCAAAGGGGGUAAUCCUUUCUUGAUGGAUGACUACCAAGCGGAGCAUCCUCCACAGCAGUCGAAUCCAUUUCUCCAAGAUUUUGCUGAGCCAGUGGCAUCAGCCGGAGAGAAUCCGUUCUUGAAUUUUUCAACUGAACCAGCUUAUCAACCACCCACGGACUCAACAAAUCCGUUUGCAAUCUUCGAGCCAACUCAGGAUGCCCCACAAUACAUUCCACCCAUAUCAGAACCGGAGUCGUUUGCAGCUCACGAGCCGGAUUUAUUCGGCGUAGAAGAGAAGCCAACGAGCCUCUUUGGUACUGAAGAACCGGAAGUCUUCCAAGGGGAGCCAGUGGCUUUCAGUCCACCUCAGGAACCCGUGGAAUUCAGCCCUCCCCAGGAGAAGGCAUCACCACCGAAGAAUGGAAAACCAAUUCCCGCAAGACCUCCACCGCCACCGAGACCCGGACCACCUCCGGCACCACCCCGCAACACCAAAGACUUGAUCCUCUCUGUAACAGGUGCUAUGGACGCAACGUCAAACCAUCUGCUGGAUCGAUUACAAUUCACCAGGACGCCCAGUCCCACCCUGAUGCAUUCACCGUCGCCAACGCCCGAGCACAGCGUAGCAGAUCUUCUCGAUGUUGAUUCCAACGUACCAGAUUUACCGUCGGAUACUCAUCCGGAGACAUCACAAUCGCAAAAUAUUCUGGAUUUGUUCGAUGCACCACAGCCUGAAGACACAGCCACAUCGAUGUUCUCAACACCAGUUAGCAUGGAUACAGUAACUCAUUCUGUAUCAAGUACAGAUACGAUAUUCUCGACUAGCGUCACCGAUACCUUCAGCCAAGGCCAAGAGAAUCCAUUUGGCGUUGUAGAAUCAAUCGCUGAAGCUACACUUCUAGAAGAGGCACCUAUUGCAGAAGCAAAGAGGCCAUCGAUAGACGUCACAGCUUCAACGACAACUUCAGGUUUCGAUUUUGCCUCUGAAGCACCACCAGAAGUGGUGCCAGAAGCUAUUUCUACAGCAGUAGAAUCAAAUUUCUUCAGCGCACAAGAGACAACGGCAAUACCAGCCUCGACGUUCUCGAGUACACCAGCUGGAAUAUUCGGGGGCGAGCCGCUCUUCACGACAGCUAUCAACACUGAAACGGCUCAAGUCCCAAUCGUUGAUCCUCAGACGAAUAUAUUCGCUGAGGACUAUAUCGGUGAAUUUUCUAAACCCAGCGAUGAUAUUGGGGAGUUGGUUUCCACGAGUCCAACACCAGCUAUGGAGUUCCCGAGUUAUCCGGUGGACGAGCAGCUUGAUAACUUCGCAGCUACUACUAGAGCAAUUGAGAGCACCGGAGAUGCUUUUGAUGCUUUUGCCAGCAAGUUCGAUAGAGCAGCUGAGCCUGAAGCAACUAGUGGUGAUCCUUUCUUCGAUGCAUUUGGAGGGAGUGGACAAACAGCCAUGGACACAUCUAGUGAUGUCUGGGGAGAUUCGUCAGCUGCAGGAUCAGAAAGCGCUGUAACAGGUUUCGGCGAGUCCGAGGGUUUUGAUUCUUUUCUAAGUAUGACAGCCCCUCCUCAGGAGACUAAAACAAUCAAAAGAACAGACUCUGGGGACUCUGAUGAGGCCCCCGACUUCAGUGUCUUCAUAAAGCCCAAAGAUGGUGAUCUAGGGAUGACUCACGAAGGAGGUCCAGUUCCAGUUCUCGCUCCACCACCAAAGAGUCCCAUAAACUCUGCUUUCAACGACUCAUCUCCACGAUUCAAUCCUUUUGAUAAAUCUGGCUUUGCACAGGAAGCAGUUAUUCCAACGGAAAUUCCUCAACCAGCGGAAAUGACACGAACAGACUCUCAGGAAACUCCACCCACUCCUCUCUUCGAUGAGGACGUCAGUCAACCUCUGGAGGACUUUCCAAGGGUGACCUACACUGGCGAUGGCUGGGAGUUUCAUCUCAGGCAACCAAACAAGAAGAAAAUUACAGGACAGAGAUUCUGGAAAAAAGUAUUCGUCCGCCUUGUUUAUCAGGGCGACAGCCCCACCCUUCAGCUAUUCAAUAACAAGGAUGAUAAAGACCCAUUCACAGAACUACCUUUAUUGACUUGCUAUUCAGUAUCGGAAAUAGCUGCUCAACAGUUCGAUCAAUACGGCAAGAUAUUCACUGUUAAACUCCAGUAUAUUUUCUACAAGGAACGUCCUGGUGUGCGACCUGGACAAGUGACAAAGGCUGAGAGACUUACAAACAAACUCAGUCAAUUUGCAGCUUAUGCUAUUCAGGGUGAUUAUCAGGGCGUGAAGGAGUUCGGAAGUGAUUUGAAGAAGUUGGGACUUCCGGUUGAGCAUGCACCACAGAUAAGCCAGUUGUUUAAACUUGGAUCGCAGAAUUAUGAAGAUAUGAAGACGUUCUCCUCAGCUAUUGAGGAGGCACUCUUCAGGCUAGCUGCACACAGAGAUCGAGCGUUAACUUAUAAAAUGGAGGAAGUGCAGAUAAAUGUUGUUGAUGAAGUUUAUGUAGAGCAGAAUGCAGAGGGUCAUGUGGAAAAGCAGAUUGCCAGGGUUCGAUUAUUCUUUCUCGGAUUUUUAACAGGAAUGCCGGAUGUUGAACUCGGCAUCAAUGACAUGUGGCGACAGGGAAAGGAAGUAGUGGGUAGACACGACAUUAUUCCUGUUGUAACUGAAGAAUGGAUUCGUCUCGAGAACAUCGAGUUUCACUCGUGUGUGCAGCAGGACGAAUACGAGAGGUCUAGAGUCAUAAAGUUCAAGCCACCUGAUGCAUGUUACAUUGAAUUAAUGAGAUUCCGAGUGAGGCCACCAAAAAAUCGGGAGCUCCCGUUGCAAUUGAAGGCUGUCAUGUGCGUCACUGGUAACAAGGUGGAGCUCAGGGCUGACAUCUUAGUCCCAGGUUUUGCUUCAAGAAAACUGGGACAAAUUCCCUGUGAAGACGUGAUGGUUCGGUUUCCAAUCCCCGAAUGUUGGAUUUACUUAUUCAGGGUGGAAAAGCACUUCCGCUAUGGCUCGGUAAAAUCUGCCCACAGGAGAACUGGAAAGAUCAAGGGAAUCGAGAGAUUCUUGGGCGCGGUGGAUACGAUGGAGCCACAACUGAUGGAAGUGACAUCCGGGCAGGCCAAGUACGAGCACCAGCAUCGUGCAAUUGUUUGGAGGAUGCCCAGGCUACCGAAGGAGGGUCAGGGUGCUUACACCACUCAUCAACUUGUCUGUCGUAUGGCUUUGACGUCUUACGAUCAAAUACCAGACAAUUUGGCUGAGUAUUGUUACGUAGAAUUCACGAUGCCAGCCACUCAGGUAUCCCAUACGACUGCACGCAGUGUCAGUCUUCAGAAUAGUGACUCUGACAAUCCACCGGAAAAAUACGUGAGGAAUUUAUCACGUCAUGAGUACAGGGUUGGUAUAGAGCACACUCAGGGUGAGGGUCCAGGUGCUUACGUAGCGGCAACGAAGAAAAUACCAGAAGCAACGCCAGAGAUUCACGAAGAGAUCCACGAGCCUCCACCUCCAGCGGAAUCAGACUCGGACUCCUCAGAGUAGAUUUUCAAAUGUGUAGAAUCAACAGCAGAUAUCAACAGAUAAUCAAUUUGAACUGAAUAAUGAAUAACAAGUAAAUAUUGAGAUUAUCUAGGUGUAGGGUUUUUCAGACAGAAGGACGUGGACGUUUUAUGAUGGAAUUUAAAUCGUAAAGAAUAACAGCAAUCGUAAAAUAUAUCUAUAUAAAGAAUACAUAGAUUUAUCGAUAGAUGAAGGGGAGAGGCUUAUCGGGAUGCAGUCGAGGUGGAUUAGUUGUUGAUGAAGGACAAUACACAGCUUUUUAUUUCAGUUUGCUUUGAGACCUGAAUCGGCUGAAUCUAUUGCAAAGGGUAAAUUACUUUGCCAAUUUUUCAUUGAAGGAAUGACUUUUUUUCAUAGAUUAAAGUAUACGCUAUUGAUUGGUUAGCAAUGUAUAUGGGCUUGAUAAAAUUGAGCUUGUUAAUUGAAUGAUAUAUUACUGGAAAACGUUGAUUUACUUUUGUGGUAGAAUUGCUAAGGCAAAAUCGUGCAUAUCCUUAUUGUUUGGGCCCUGCAGAUGAUCUAUGCAAUGUUAUCUAGUCAUUUUAGGUGACAGAUUAUAUAUUGUUGCAUUAUAUACGUCGUAGUUUAAUUAAAAAUAUUGGAGAAUAUUAUAAAGAUUGAUUUAAGGAUAAUUGUGGACGAGUGUGGGUGAAUACGAGUCAUUAAAAUAAUCUAGGAUUAAGCUAAUGUAAACGAGUGCGCAAUUGUAGAUUGUAAGUUUCAUUUUGAUAUUUUUGUUUUUGUUUGGCAAGAAAUUGUCACGUUCUGAGAUUCUGAAGAGAACCCCAGCUAAGACCAAAGAUGUGAAUUAGUAAAAUAUGCAUUUUAAUGAAUGCAAAUUUUGAAUAAUUAAUUAUAGGAUUCAUCAAUACACGAGUCGCGUAUUGCGUCCAUAUAUCUGUUAUAUAAAUUAUACGCUCGCGUCUCAAAAGUAUUAGAAUAAUCUCAAAUAAUAUAAUAUUAAUUUAUUGAAUUAAAAUCUAGAUUUUAAUGAACAGAAUAGCCGUAAGUUUCAUUUGUCUUCUUUUUUGUUCUACGUUUUAACGUCCUGAAAACGGACUAUCGGAGUGCACUACUCUAGUCACUAGUUCAUAAGGAAGAUAUAUUAAUUAAUUAAUAUCGAGAUAUAUGUAAAAUUAUUUUGAAUGCGGAACAAACUGAUGAAUUGAUGCAUUUUAUCUUUCUUUAACCAUUCAAGUAAAACUUCUGAAACAUUCCUGAUUAAUAAACAAAUAACGAAGUAUACCAAUAACGAAAAAGUGUCAGCUGUUGGCUCUACGAAUUGAUAGAAUAUACUCCAGAGUAAUAAAUUUUCAUUUCGAUUUAAAAGUUAGGAAAAAAAAAAUCAUAAAACAUUUCUUGAAACUCGUUGCCAAUGGGCGAUGUUUCCAGCUCGUGAUCUCAAUACUUAAUCGCACGUGAGAACCAGAACGGCGUUGUAUAGUUAAGCUAAAAGAAAAAUACUCAAACUAUUAUGCAUGUAUAGAAUUAGGCGUAUGUAAAAUUGAAAAAGCCAAGAGAGGAGAGAAAUUAUUUCCAGAGGCAAUUCGAUCGGGCAAUUUAUUUCUGGCCCAGAUUAACUGAGUCAAUUCGCCAAAAAAAGAGACGUGUUCGUUGAAUGUCUUCUCACUUUAUUUUAAUCCCAGAGUAAACAUUGGAUACCAGGUGUACUACAUUUUGAAGGUUCAAUUAUCCGAGAGUCCAUUCGAGACUAAUUCGCAGACAAACAACCAUAAGCAUUUAAUAAUAUAAAAAUAAGUCUACAAUAAAGAAUGAAAUUUAAAAAAAAGUUGAAGGAAAUAUUGUUAUUAAGUAUAAUCCAAGGUGUACAUCGAUAUCACGCAAUAACACACUCCAAUGAUUUAUUUUCAUUUAGCUUGGAGAAAAAUAAAUUAACACACAUAAUAAAAGACCUCAUAGAACUAUCAAUUAAGGCAAUAUAAUAACAUACAGCAGUGAAAAUAAAUUCGCUGUUAAAACCAAUGGUGGAGAGUCCGAAAAAGCGUUACCAAAUCGCGUAGCUUUUCUUCGAAUGUAUGUGUUACUUAACUAAACAAAAAAAAAAUCCAUACCCAACGAUAAUAAAAUUCUGCUCCCGUUGUAAAUGACGAAAACUGCGUUGUCAUUGUUUUA
Molecule: messenger RNA, 8725 nt
Organism: Fopius arisanus
Lineage: Eukaryota; Metazoa; Arthropoda; Insecta; Hymenoptera; Braconidae
Exons: 8
Coding region: 383-6574 (2063 amino acids)
Biological process (GO): intracellular protein transport; regulation of endocytosis; synaptic vesicle endocytosis
Cellular component (GO): clathrin-coated vesicle; clathrin adaptor complex; synaptic vesicle
Molecular function (GO): clathrin-cargo adaptor activity
Source: RefSeq, a predicted model, not a curated record